Molecule: messenger RNA, 3435 nt
Organism: Brenthis ino (lesser marbled fritillary)
Lineage: Eukaryota; Metazoa; Arthropoda; Insecta; Lepidoptera; Nymphalidae
Source: the annotation of a GenBank genome assembly
AUGGUAGGAUUAGUAAGAUUUGAAGCGGAGCUUUUAUUAGGUUACCCUAUGCAGAAGCAUCCACAUGUUAUCUUUGAAGCGCGGACAAAACUGAACAAGGGGUGCGGCAACAAGCUGGACAGAUCGAAACAACGACGCGUCAAGCACAUCUCGUACGUACGAACCAUGCUCGCUGAAGCCCCGGAAUACACUGGCCGGGCAGUAGAUUGGUGGCAGUCCGGUCUCAGCGAGGAAGCCCUAGAAAGAUACAAGAGGGACGUGCGAGAGACAACCAAGUAUAUAGAAACAGCGGUUGUAAUAGAUCGAGCUAUGUUUGAAAGAAGGAAUGGCAGCACGAGGUCUGAAGUCAUCCACGACGGAAUACAAGUUGCUAACAUCGCUGAUUUGUAUUUUCGCACUCUCAACACCCGAGUGUCGGUAGUUUACAUCGAAUCAUGGCAGAGUGCGGACCAAGCGAACAUAGAACGGAAACAGGAUAUAGAUCGCGCCAUACAAAAGUUCAGCGACUACUCCGCUAGAAAGUUGUUCAAGAUUGAGAAGGACACUACGCAGCUGUUGACUGGCCAUAAUUUUCUUAGUGGAGAAAUUGGUAUUUCAGUACCAGAUACCAUGUGCACUCCAAAAUCUGUGGGCAUCUCUGUGGACAGCAAUAGCUAUGAGCCUCACCUACUGGCUGGAACGAUGGCGCACAUGAUCGGGCACAAUAUUGGAAUGGGUCACGAUGACGGCAGAGAGAACUGCUUUUGCCGAGACUGGCAUGGCUGCAUCAUGGCACAGUCUAUCGUUGGAUUGGAAAACGUUCAACCAUACAAGUUCUCAGAGUGCUCCAAAAACGACUACAUCAACGAACUGCGCAUCGGACAAGGGUUAUGCUUGCUCAAUAAACCUAAUGAGUUGGUCGUACAUCGUCAAUGCGGGAACGGUCGUCUGGAUGAAGGCGAGGAGUGCGAUUGUGGAACCAUCUCUGAGUGCCAACACCUCAACCCGUGUUGUGAUCCUUUCACUUGCAGACUGACCAAGGAGGCACAGUGCGCGGAAGGAGAGUGUUGUGAACGUUGUCAGCUCAAGCCCCGCGGGGUUACAUGUCGAGAAGCAACGAACGAGUGCGAUUUAGAAGAAACCUGUACUGGCCUCUCUGGUUCCUGCCCCACUGAUGCAUAUAGGAAGAACGGUGAAGCGUGCGAGUCUGGGAAGGGGUAUUGCUUUGCUGGACAGUGCCCUACAUUAUCUGCUCAGUGUGAAAAAAUAUGGGGCACAGGGUCCAAUGGGGCAGACAAGGAAUGUUUCGAACAGUUCAAUUCCAAGGGAUCCGUUACAGGGCACUGCGGGCAAGACAAUAAUGGAAAUUAUAUGAAGUGUGACACUGAGAAUGUACGAUGCGGCUCCCUACAAUGUCAGUCGGGCAACAGAUACCCAGUGGUCCCGGGAAUGGACGAAUACUACACGCGGACCGUUAUUACUAUCAAGGGGAACGAAUACGAUUGCAAAGCAACCACAGGGCUACCAGAGUACUCGGAGAUAGGUCGGCUGGGGCUCGUGCGGGACGGCACGCCGUGCGGCGACAACCUCGUGUGCGUCAACCAGACCUGCACCUCCAUCUUCCCGUACAUCGACCACACUAAGUGCCCCACCGACCACAACAACAAUGAAUGUUCUGCUAAAGGGACAUGUUCAAAUCUGAACAAGUGCGUGUGCAACCGUGGCUGGACAGGACCAGACUGCUCUCAACCAGACGCUUUGCCACCGUCACCCACGCCCUGGGUACCGGAAAAUGCCACAAAAGCUGCCUACAACAUGACUAAGAAGGAAACACCGUAUGAGAACUACCACGGCUCGAACACGGUAUUCCUCGUGGCGGUGCUCAUGUCUGUGGUAGGGGGGGUAUUCAUAGUAUUUGCCCUGAGCGCUCUCUGCUACAGGUCAGUCGUAGUACACAAAAACUUCUCCCUGUGCCUAAGGAAAAAGAGUACGCUACCGAAGUACGACCCUCCCUACGUGAAGAAACCAAUAGCCAAAAGCUUCGCAGCCGGAUCCACUACAUCGAACAAUUCGCAAGAAGACAUCUCUAUGGAUGGAGGAAAGAUGCACGCUUUUAAUAACACAUUUAGAAACCUUCUCAGCCAGUUAGACGAAUCGAUACGACACAAGGUAGGAAAGUCCAAGCAUUCCUUCAGACGAUUAUUGCAGCUUAUAACGGUCUGGUUCGAAAAUUCGAAAAAGGAACAAAAUUUAAACGAUUCCAAAUUCCUCAGCCGCGGGGACUCCCAGCGCGUGAUCUUCAGACACGGGAAUCACAUGUCGGGAGCUGGCAACACUAGCAGAUAUCCAGAUCACAAACAAAUGAAACGUGUACAUUCCGGCAGUGAGGACGAACCAACACAUUCUGGAGAAGAAGAUAUAGCCUUCAUAGACGUCGCACCCAACUCCAUGGCGAAGUUACCCGAGAAGGGUAUUCUGAAGAAACACGGCUAUGGCGCAGUCGACGGUAAGGACAAGUGGGCUGAAGACUCGCAAUCCGAGCAAUUGGAAGCUGGUUCCCAAUCGGAUGGGCAGGAACCUUCAGGAGCUGUUGCCGACAUGGAAUAUAAAUUUAAGGACCUAAACGGCUACCACGAAAACAUAAUCGUAGCACUUAAAACUGCCGCCGCACAGAGAGCGAGCGCCGGGGCCGCUGUCGGCUCUGGGGACCUUAGAGCUUUGCAAGAAUAUGAAUACAAGCGAGAACGAGCGCCAAGCGCUGAAAAGAUUCACGAGGCAGAGCUUAGGAGGCAGAGGGGUGAUGAGGAAGAGGAUGAGGCUCCCCCAUGUGGUCCCAUCAGGAUCAGGAACUUAGAGGAUCUGAUCCGGCAGCUAGAGCACCAUUCCAGCCGGCACAUGAGUCCCUCUGGCUCUGAAGAUAUCAGGAUGUCAGAGACAGAGGCGGAUAGACACUAUAGAAUUGAUGGGGAAGUACCACCUCGUUGCCGCGGUCGCAUAGGCCCCGGUGAAGAAGAGUCCCGCUUCGGCUACCCACGCUUCCGAGGCAGCGCGCGCCACCACCCUGGCAUGUUUGCCCCGAGCACGUCCCCGGCAUUGUUGGCCCAUGGUGCUCUCCCGGGGCAUGCCCUGGCGGUCGGGGCUCAUGGAGCUCAUGUGGCACAUGGUGCCCAUGGAGCCCAUCGCGCACCCCCUGAUGAUGAUGCGCUUUAUGAGACCGCGGAUGCGGAGAGACUGCGUGACGCUCCCGACAGCGAGAGUGAUGAAUUUAUUCAAGCUCAACAACAGUUAGCCCGGUGGGCGAGUGAAGAGGCAGUGCCUGCGCGCGACUACUUCCCGUCGCCGACCUCUCCGCGCUCUCCGCGCUCCCCGCACUCUCCGCGCUCGCCGGUCUCCCCGCGCUCUCCGACGGGUAGCUCCGGCAGCGAGCGCCCCGCUGCCUUCCCGGAGUACACCCAC